This is a messenger RNA of Opisthocomus hoazin, 2901 nucleotides long. The record is from RefSeq and is a predicted model, not a curated record. Lineage: Eukaryota; Metazoa; Chordata; Aves; Opisthocomiformes; Opisthocomidae.
UUUGACCUGGACAACAUUCAGAUCAAAUACAUUGAUGAGGAUAAUGAUGAGGUCUCUGUGAAUAGCAAAGAGGAAUAUGAAGAAGCUCUGAAGAUUGCAGUUAAACAAGGAAAUCAACUUCAGAUGAAUGUGUAUGAAGAAAACUCUUCUCUGAAAGAAACUUCAUAUUGUUCUUUGCAACUACAUGAAAAAACUGUGACAGAAAAGUUGGCACCUCUUACAGAUGAGAAGAAACCUCUUUCACACUAUUCCGUGCUAGCUCAGGGGUUAGAGGAAGACUUAAAAAAUGAAAAGGAGCUGACAGUUCAGCAAAAGUUAAAUCACCCUGGAACAGGAGGAACAAAUGAAAAUCCGCCAGAAUGGUUUACUAGCUAUCUGGAAACAUUCAGGGAACAAGUAGUUAAGGAAACUGUUGAGAAACUGGAACAGAAGCUAUACGAGAAGCUUGUUCAUCACAGUCAGCCUCCAGAUUUUUCUGAGAGCUCUCUUGCAGCAGCACCUCCAACUUCAGAAGGCCAGUUAGGGAAUGGCAACCAGUAUGACUGGCUGAUCUCCUGCUGCAACUGCCAGGCCCGAAUUGUUGGAGUUCGCUACCAGUGCAGCCUUUGUCCAGCCUACAAUAUCUGUGAACAGUGUGAAGCAGGAACAUUUGCACAUGACCCUAAUCAUGUCUUGUUAAAGCUGCGAAGACCUGUACUAUGUAUUGCUGAGAAUUACAGCCUUGCAGAGUUUUCACCUCGCCUGCCUGCUACUCUAGAGCAAGUUAGGCUCCAGAAACAGAUGGACAAAAGAUUUCUGAAAGCAGAAAAGCAAAGAUUACGAGCAGAGAAGAAACAGCGAAAGGCAGAGGUCCGAGAGCUCAAAAAGCAGCUAAAAUUACACAGGAAAAUUCAUCUGUGGAACUCUGUCCAUGUAUUGGAAACGAGUGGCUCAACUACUAUGAAAUCUGAGAGUCUCCAACCUAAUACCUUCCUGUAAGAGAUGUUGUUAGAUGAGCAUUUGUUAGUUUUGCUGUCUUUUUGGUGUUUUUCUGGUGAGAAUUUGCCAGAUGGGACUCACCUGCAACCAGGAACAAAGUUUGUCAAACACUGGCAAAUGAAAAAUACUGGCAAUGUGGAAUGGAGCUCAGACACAAAGCUGAAACUGAUGUGGGGAAACUUGACCUUGGCAUCUUCUGAAAAGAAAGAUGUGUUAGUGCCAUCCCUUCCACCGGGACAAGUAGGAACUGUUUCAGUUGAGUUUGUAGCUCCUAAUAUAGAAGGAACUUAUACCUCUCACUGGAGACUGUCACACAGAGGGGAACAGUUUGGGCCCAGGAUCUGGUGCAGUAUUGUUGUGGAUCCCUCCGCAGCUACUGACUAUCUAGAAAGCAGUUGGAAGGAUGCUAAGAAGGAUAAAGCUUCCAGCACCAAACAGGAUGCUUCCUUAAAGACAGAAGCAGGUGCUCAGCUGAUGAGUGAAAUCAUGGAGCAGGCUGAAAUACCUCUCCCAAGUAAUCCUUUAAAGAUGAAAAAUCUGCCAAGUGAGAGAGAAUUUUAUAUCCCAUCUGUUGAUCUCCUCACUGCACAGGAUUUGCUGUCCUUUGAGCUGUUGGACAUUAAUAUUGUGCGGGAAUUGGAGCGAGUGCCACACAAUACUCCUGUUGUCAUGACUCCAUGCAUAUCCCCUUUGCCACAUGAUAUCCCCUUCCUGGAGAAACCUGGCUUAGGUCAAAUAGAGGAGGAGAAUGAGGGGAGUGGAUUUAAACCAGUGCCUGGAAUGACGGAAGCCUGCUUUCCUGCAGACACUUGCAUAGCGAAAGUGAAAGCUGAACAUACAUUGAACCAGGAUGAAGGGGAAGAAGAUAUGAGUGGGACUCAGUUUGUCUGUGAAACUGUAAUUCGCUCUCUAACCCUGGAUGCUGCACCUGACCAUAAGCCCCCACAAAAAAAGAAAAUCCUCCAGAACUCCUUACAAACAUUGCAUGACACCUUCAGUUGCGAUGUGAUAAAUGAAGAAUCUCCUAGAAUAAAUACUAAUUCCACUUCCAAAAAGGAAGCAAAGAUUCAUCAGUCAAAGGCAAUGACAGAAAACGACUGUGGGGACCUUCCACUGUCUGAUGAGAGGGCAAGCCCCUGUAGUGAUGCCGGUAAUUCUGAUGAAGAGGAAGACGAUGAUAAAGAUGAUGUUCAAAGUCAAGGCUCCUCUGCUUCAUCAGAGGAUUAUAUCAUUAUUCUCCCUGAAUGCUUUGACACCAGUCGUCCUUUAGGGGAGUCGAUGUAUAGUUCGGCUCUUUCUCAGCCCAGUUUGGAAAAGACAGGAGAACCUGAAACAGAAGCAGAGAAUGCAGGAGGGGGAAGCCAGCCACAGAUCCACAGCAUCAGUGAUAUUUUGACUACUUCACAAACACUGGCUGUAGUACCACUAACCCCAGAGAUUGCAGACACCUUACCCCAGACACAAAGGGAUCUUGCAUCUCUUCAGAAUCCUAUCUCCCAAGAACCAAACGUACUGGCUUCAGAGAGUAUCUCUGCCACUCCUCAUAAUCAAAUAAGAGAAGAAGCCAGAGGUGAAGAUAGUCAUGGACCAGGAUCUUCUGGAUUUCUAACUAGCAAACAAAAGUGCUCGGAAUACCCAAGAUACCCUCAAGGAAGCAGCAUUGCAGGAGAACUAGUUAAAGGGGCUUUGUCAGUUGCUGCUUCUGCCUACAAAGCAUUAUUUGCCGGACCACCCAUUGUAGAACAGCAGCCUGCAGCUACAGAAGAGCACACUGCCACUCUUCUAUCCAGUCUGUGUGAGAUGGGAUUCUGUGACAGGCAGUUAAACCUGCGACUGCUGAAGAAACACAACAAUAAUAUGGUUCAAGUGGUAACUGAAUUGCUUCAGAUCAGUAAUAGCGACUGGUACAGCAGUAGUUGCUGA